AUGUCUACCCCACAGCAGCGGUUGUCCUCCAUCGCGAGCCAGGUUGCUGGUUCCGGUGUGUCUGCGAAGAGCAAGCUCCUGGCUAAGAACCCUGAUGAUAUUGUAAUCACACUCGCUGUUCGCACUCCUCUCACAAAAGCCAGAAAGGGUGGCCUGAAGGAUACCACGAUCGAUAACCUCCUCGUUUCGUUGCUCACAUCCAUCCGGGAGAAGUCCAACCUCGACCCUAGCCUCGUUGAAGAUGUCUGCGUCGGUAACGUGCUCGCGCCCGGCUCGGCCUAUGUUGCUCGUUCCGCUGUCCUCGCAGCUGGCUUCCCGGUGACCGCUGCUGCCUCCAUUGCGAACCGUUUCUGCUCAUCUGGAUUGCUGGCAAUCCAGAAUAUCGCCAACCAGAUCAUGGCUGGCUCCAUCGAUGUUGGUAUCGCCGUCGGAGCAGAGAGUAUGAGCACCAACGCCGACGGUGGCGCCCCCGACAUGUCCGCUCAGAUCCUAUCGCACCCCAUUGCCUCCCAGAACACCCAGCCCAUGGGCCAGACCUCCGAAAACGUUGCGGCUCAGUUCAACAUCUCCCGCGAGCAGCACGAUCAGUUCGCCGCCAAGAGUUACCAGAAGGCUGAGCGCGCUCAGAAGGCCGGCUGGACUGUGGAUGAGAUCGUUCCCGUCCGGACCCAGGUCAAGGACCCCAAGACCGGUGAGGUGAAGGACGUCGUGGUCGACCGCGAUGACGGUGUUCGCUACGGCACCACUGCCGAGUCCCUCGGCAAGAUUCGCUCUGCCUUCCCUCAGUGGAAGCCCAGUGCCACAACCGGUGGCAAUGCCAGCCAGAUCACCGAUGGUGCCGCUGGUGUUAUCCUGAUGAAGCGGUCUCGUGCCCAAGAGCUCGGGCAGCCCAUCAUCGGCAAGUUCUGCGGAGCCACCGUCGCGGGUCUGGAGCCCAGAAUCAUGGGUAUCGGCCCUUCCAUUGCUAUCCCCAAAAUCCUCUCCAAGUUCGGCUUGACCAAGGAUGAUGUCGAUGUUUUCGAGAUUAACGAAGCUUUCGCAUCCAUGGGUGUCUACUGUGUCUCCAAGCUUGGUCUAGAUGAGAGCAAGGUCAACCCCCGUGGCGGAGCCAUUGCACUUGGCCACCCCUUGGGAGCAACAGGCGCUCGACAGGUUGUCACUGCUCUGUCUGAGCUGCGACGCCAGAACAAGAGAAUCGCCGUCACCUCGAUGUGUGUCGGAACCGGUAUGGGUAUGGCCGGUAUCUUUGUUUCAGAGCACUAG
Aspergillus clavatus NRRL 1 is the source of this 1263-nucleotide messenger RNA. RefSeq names its product putative peroxisomal 3-ketoacyl-coA thiolase (Kat1). Gene Ontology annotation, cellular component: peroxisome. The record is from RefSeq and is a predicted model, not a curated record. Gene Ontology annotation, molecular function: acetyl-CoA C-acyltransferase activity. NCBI's taxonomy places the organism in Eukaryota, Fungi, Ascomycota, Eurotiomycetes, Eurotiales, Aspergillaceae. Bases 1 to 1263 code for a protein of 420 amino acids. Gene Ontology annotation, biological process: fatty acid beta-oxidation; phenylacetate catabolic process. The transcript has 6 exons.